Molecule: messenger RNA, 2570 nt
Organism: Tupaia belangeri chinensis (Chinese tree shrew)
Lineage: Eukaryota; Metazoa; Chordata; Mammalia; Scandentia; Tupaiidae
Gene: PRNP
Product: prion protein (Kanno blood group)
Exons: 2
Coding region: 128-916 (262 amino acids)
Biological process (GO): protein homooligomerization
Cellular component (GO): membrane
Source: RefSeq, a predicted model, not a curated record
CCUCCUUUCCCCGCCCCCUGCCCCUCCUCCCGGGUCCCCCGCGUCGCCAGCCCUCCGCGCCAGUCACUGACAGCUGCGACGCUGCGAGCUUCAGCUCCUCUGCUCUCUACCGAACAGGUCAGCCAUCAUGGCACAGCUGGGCUGCUGGCUGAUGGUUCUCUUCGUGGCCACAUGGAGUGACGUGGGCCUCUGCAAGAAGCGGCCAAAGCCUGGAGGAGGAUGGAACACUGGGGGGAGUCGAUACCCAGGGCAGGGCAGCCCCGGAGGCAACCGCUACCCACCCCAGGGCGGUGGCACCUGGGGGCAGCCUCAUGGUGGUGGCUGGGGACAGCCUCAUGGUGGCGGCUGGGGGCAGCAGCCUCAUGGUGGUGGCUGGGGACAACCCCAUGGUGGCAGCUGGGGACAGCCCCACGGUGGUGGUAGCUGGGGUCAAGGAGGCACCCACAAUCAGUGGAACAAGCCCAGUAAGCCGAAAACCAACAUGAAGCACGUGGCAGGCGCGGCCGCAGCUGGGGCUGUGGUCGGGGGCCUCGGUGGCUACAUGCUGGGCAGUGUCAUGAGCAGGCCCAUGAUUCACUUCGGCAGUGACUAUGAGGACCGCUACUACCGCGAAAAUAUGAACCGCUACCCCAAUCAGGUGUACUAUAAGCCCGUGGAUCAGUACAGCAACCAGAACAACUUCGUGCACGACUGCGUCAACAUCACCAUCAAGCAGCACACGGUCACCACCACCACCAAAGGGGAGAACUUCACCGAGACCGACAUCAAGAUAAUGGAGCGCGUGGUGGAGCAGAUGUGCAUCACGCAGUACCAGCAGGAAGCCCGGGCUUCCUACUACAACUCCAGCGUGGUCCUCUUCUCCUCUCCGCCCGUGAUCCUCCUCCUCUCCUUCCUCAUCUUCCUGAUAGUGGGAUGAGGGAGGUCUUCCUGUCACCACCAUCUUCUUAAAUCCUUUUUUCAGGUUGGGGGAGGGGUAUCCACCUUGCAGCCCUUUUCAGCGGUCUCUCGUUCUUGCUUCUUCUUUGUCCCCCAUAGGCUAAUACCCUCGGCACAGAUGGGCACUGGGAACUAUAGGGUAGACUUGGGAUGCUAUUUAUUCGAGCCCCUAUGGAUGGAGUUCUUCACAGGCCAAUGCUAAAGCCAGGUCAGAAAGAGCAUAAUGGCCAAUAACCACUGCUCUGUCUAGGUUUAUUCUGGGUCUAGAGCGAUAGGUUGAGCCUAAAGCCAAUCUCAAAACAGUCCUUGAACACCUUUGCCUGAAUCCCUCUGGCUCCUUCAGCAACUAGGGUUCAGUGCACUCAUGUCCACCUUAGCAGUGAUUUCUUAGCAAUUUGGAGACAUUUUCUCAUUCGCUUUAAGAAAACCUACUGGCCUUUCUGCCAAUUGGAAAGAGGCCGCAUGAUACUCACUAAACAUUAAAUAAUAAAAAUCUUUCGCUCUCGGGCCGCAGGCUCAGCCCGUCGGAGCGUGCGCUCUGUGUCUGUGGGGAAUUGUGAUAUUUUGCAUUUCGCAGGGCCAGCUGCAGUUACUAUUGCAUCGACAGCAAAUGUUGGUGCAACACCAAGUUCUGCCGGAGGACCUUUUCACAGGGCAUGACUAUAACUGUAGCACGUGCAACACACGGAUGCAAGGUUUCCAAGACUGAAAACGCCAGCCUUUGGGAAGCCAGCACUUAGAAGCUGUUGAAAGUACCUACAUGUGGCAUUCAUUCCUUUCUUGGUAACAUAAACGAUAGAUCGUUAAGACAGGAAAAGAUUAAAUUACCUUCUGGUAAACCUGCUCUGUUCAUUUACCUGGAAGCCAGAAUAAUCUUAUCACAGUUUGGGUUAAAACCAGGAGAUUUUAACACAGGAAAGCCGCUGUGGUGAAAACACAAUCUGCAGAGGAUUGUGUGAUGAAGAGAAUGCUUAAUGUACAAAGCAAAGAAAUGCUCGCCUCUCCUCAUUUCUGUCUCACGAUUGUCAGAAACUAGAAUUAGGUCGAGUCCUUAGUUUCUAUGAUUGGCUUUUGAAUCAAAGAACAGGGUGACAAUCUAAAAAAUAAUCUUCUCUUGAAGAUGACAGAAAUAUUCAUUCAGAGUGCAAAGAGAAAUUUUGUUAAUGUUAUUUAAGUGCAGUGAAAUUAUUCCCUGAAGUGUUCAAUAUUGUCAUCUAGUAGAUAGAUGCUACUAUUCUGCAAUGUUACUGGCUUGCACUGUGUGGGUACUCUAUGUUAAAACACACACACACACGUACACAUAUAUAUAUAUAUAUAAAAGAUGUAUUGCAUAUGACAGACUUAGAGGUUUCGUUUAGAACAGUUAACAUCUGAGCUAUCUAAUGCAUUAACUGUUUUGUAAGGUACUAAACACUUGCUAUGCGGGAAACCCCGUUGCGUGGUCCUUAGGCUUCCAACGUGCACUAAAUAGUUUUGUAUAAGAAUCCAAAGUGGACACCAUCAACUGGUCUUUGAAAUACGCAUGUACUUUAUAUUUUCUAUAUUUGUAACUUUGCAUGUACUUGUUUUGUUGUAUAAAAAAAUUUAUAAAUGUUUACUAUCCGACUGAAAUUAAAUAGGAACUAAGCUGAGCA